GAAACCCCACAGCCGACCACAUCUUUUCCGCCAACAACCACACGUUCAUUGCAAAGUCCCCUCUCCAAAAUCACCUGUCGUCCUAUCACAAUGCACCUCCAAGUAAUCACACAACCACAAGUUGCUCCCACCACGGAUCUGAAUAAUGGAACCCAUCAACCCUGAACCAAGAUUCGCAGUCAAAUCUACAUAUAUAUGCAAACCUCUCCUCUUUUCUUUCCAUUGCACUUCUCAUACCCCCAUUUCCAUCUUCACAAAACCAUCACCAAAAAACUCCACAAACUACACACACACACCAACAUCAUGUCUCACAACUCACCAUCCGAGAAAUCCCGCCAGCCCCAGCAUUCAGCACCACACCCACCUACAACCCGCCCCUCAUCGUCAUCACGACGCAUCCCACAACAACAACCACCUCAUCUGUCCUUCACCAGCACCACUCCCUCCCCAUUCUACUACGCCCCCACGCGCCGCACCCGCCACUCACCAACAACCUGUCUCGGCACCAUCGCCGAAGCGCUAGAACACGGCACCGACGAGCCCAGCACACCAAACUACGUCAAGUUGAAGGAGAGACACGUCCGCAUGCGCGGCGAGGGCCACUGCUACGGGAGUGCUGUUGAUGCGCCGAAGCCGGUGGGGACCGAGUACUUGAGGUCGGUUAUGCGGAUUGGGCGGGGUGCGGAUAGAGGAGAGGAGCCCAGCACAGUAAGUUACGCUAAGUUGGAGAAGACGCCAGACUAUCUGCGCAGUGAGGGCCACUGCUACGGGGAUGCAGCUGCUGCUUCUGCGAGGGAGCGGGCGGGCAGAGUCGUGGCGACCGAGUACUCGAGGUGGGUUAUGCAGAUUGGGCGGAGUAAAGGGGAAGGGGAAGAUGUGCGGGUUGUGGGAGGAAGGUCACAGGGAUCGUUGAAAGUGGUGUUGAGGAUAGAGGUGAGUGUUCUAAAGCAGGAGAAGAGCCCGCGAUGGUCACUGAAGGGCUUCUUGAGACGGUUGUGGUAAGGAAUCCGUACGUGUGAGGUGUCAGAGGCAGGGGGUGAGAAAGCGCAAGCGUAGCAAUGAUUGCCUGUGAUACACGCCGAGCUGUCAUUCAAGCACAUGUGAGCUGGAAAAACUGGAAAGCCGCAUGGUACUGUAUUCUCCAUGCCCUUAAUACCAUGUCAACGAUUAGAAUAGAAAAUCAUCUUGUAUACGCCACC
Messenger RNA from Dothidotthia symphoricarpi CBS 119687, 1199 nucleotides. RefSeq lists its product as uncharacterized. NCBI's taxonomy places the organism in Eukaryota, Fungi, Ascomycota, Dothideomycetes, Pleosporales, Dothidotthiaceae. The transcript has a single exon. The record is from RefSeq and is a predicted model, not a curated record. The coding region runs from base 304 to 1002 and encodes 232 amino acids.